AUGCCUGUUGGAACUGUCCUCGUUACCGGUGGCACCGGCUACAUUGGCUCCUUUACCACCUUGACCCUCCUCGAAAACGGUUACGAUGUCGUCAUUAUCGACAACCUCUACAACUCGUUCGAAAAUGUGCUCGAUCGCAUUGAGAAGCUCUGCGGACGCCGCCCUACCUUUUACAAGGUUGACUUGACCGACGAAAAGGCCAUCGACGUCGUGUUGGACAAGCACCCUGAGAUCGACUCUGUGAUUCACUUCGCCGCCCUAAAGGCUGUUGGCGAGUCCGGCGAGAUCCCUCUCGAGUACUACCGUGUCAACGUCGGUGGCAGCAUCAACCUGCUGCGCUCCAUGACCCGCCAUAAUGUCUCUAGCAUCGUCUUCUCCUCCUCUGCCACAGUCUACGGCGAUGCCACCCGAUUCCCCGACAUGAUUCCCAUUCCAGAGCACUGCCCGAUUGGCCCUACAAACACCUACGGCCGCACCAAGUCCACCAUUGAGGACGUCAUUACCGACCACGUCAACGCUGAGCGCAAUAGGCUGAAGAAGGAGUGCAAGCCCUUCGAGCAGUGGAACGGUGCUCUUUUGAGAUACUUUAAUCCCUGUGGCUCCCACCCCAGCGGUAUUAUGGGCGAGGACCCCCAGGGUGUCCCGUACAACCUGCUGCCUCUGCUUGGUCAGGUUGCCACUGGCAAGCGCGAGAAGCUCCUCGUCUUUGGUGAUGACUAUUCUUCUCGCGAUGGCACUGCCAUUCGCGACUACAUCCACGUCAUCGACCUUGCCAAGGGACAUCUCGCUGCCCUGCAGUACCUUCGCGACAACAAGCCUGGUGUCAAAGCCUGGAACCUCGGAUCCGGACGCGGCAGCACCGUCUUCGAAAUGAUCAAGGCCUUUAGCACUGUUGUUGGUCGCGAUCUCCCGUACGAGGUUGUUGCCCGGCGCCAGGGCGAUGUCCUCGAUCUCACUGCCAAUCCUACGCUUGCGAACCAGGAACUCAAGUGGAAGACCGAGAUGCCUUUGGAAAAGGCAUGUGAGGACCUAUGGCGUUGGGUCAGCAACAACCCCCAGGGCUACCGACAGGAGCCCCCGGCUGAGCUGCUGAACGCCGUCCAGACACCCAAGGCCUAG
Molecule: messenger RNA, 1119 nt
Organism: Cordyceps militaris CM01
Lineage: Eukaryota; Fungi; Ascomycota; Sordariomycetes; Hypocreales; Cordycipitaceae
Product: GAL10 bifunctional protein
Exons: 4
Coding region: 1-1119 (372 amino acids)
Biological process (GO): beta-D-galactose catabolic process via UDP-galactose, Leloir pathway
Cellular component (GO): cytosol
Molecular function (GO): UDP-glucose 4-epimerase activity
Source: RefSeq, a predicted model, not a curated record